AACAUGCGCGUUGGGAUCUACAGAAACACAAUGUAGCUGUUAUAUUGUAUCUUUGAGACAGUCACAGUCACAGAGGUGAUUAAAACAACAGCAGGACCGCAGCGGUGAUUCAGAGCGGACCUCGGGACGAGCUCGGUGAUAAAUGUCCGGUAUUAACAGAUAAUAAUCUCAGGAAGCACCAAGAGAAGAAGUCAAAGCAGGAACAAUAAACAGAUGGAACUGGAAGAGUCGCGCUGAUCUGACUCGACGACGAGCGGCUGAGAUCUUUAUUACUCGGUUAAAACUCUCGAGGAUGACCGUCCGGUGGCUCUCGGGUCUGAUGCAGUGAAGAUGGCUGGUGUUGUGGAGAGUCAGGCAGGCGUGGGAGGUUGAGUACAGGAAGAAUGCACUUAUCCCAUGUUGGCACCAAUAAAAUCUGCUUCCUGCUUUCCCUGGCGUUCUGUGCCCUACUAGUGCUGCUUAUUCCCUCCUUACAACCCCUGCAGCGUCAGAAAGAUCUGCCCCAACCCCGGCCCCGUACCAAACCCAUCAGAGCCGGAGCCGGACACAGACAUGACCUCUACGGGAACCCCGGCCGAGGAAGCGAGGAUGCCAAGGAUGGUAGUUUCAUUCACCCACUUCCUCCUAGAGGCCGACCCGAGGACCCACAGAGGAUGCUAGAGAGAGACGCUGCACGCCCCAGAUCCCCUGGGUCCCGUUCCAGAGACUCUUUGGAUUUGAGAGACAUUUUUAUUGCUGUUAAGACCACCAGGAAAUAUCACAAGUCCAGACUGCAGCUCCUGUCCCAGACCUGGGUGUCCAAAGCCAAGGAACAGACGUUUAUCUUCACUGAUAGCGAGGAUAAGGAGCUCAGACAGAAAGCAGGGCUGAACAUGAUCAACACCAACUGCUCCGCGGCUCACACGCGUCAAGCCCUGUGCUGCAAGAUGUCUGUGGAGUAUGACAAGUUCAUCGAGUCACAGAAAAAGUGGUUCUGUCACAUGGAUGAUGAUAACUACGUGAUCCUGCCCAGUUUGCUGGAGCUGCUGUCGUCCUACUCUCACACACAGGACGUGUAUCUGGGCAGACCCAGUCUGGACCAUCCCAUAGAGGCCGCUGAGAGGGUCAAGAGCGACGGAUCGGCAUCAGUCAAGUUCUGGUUUGCUACUGGAGGAGCUGGAUUCUGCAUCAGCCGGGGCUUGGCUCUCAAAAUGAGUCCAUGGGCAAGUCUUGGAAACUUCAUUACGACUGCAGAGAAGAUCCGUCUUCCGGACGACUGUACAGUGGGUUACAUCAUCGAGGCUUUGCUGGAGGUUCCUCUGACACACACAGGCCUGUUCCACUCACACCUGGAGAAUCUGAAGAGACUCCCAACAGACAGCAUACUCAAACAGGUGACCCUCAGUUAUGGUGGAUUCGAGAACAGGAGGAAUGUGGUCAGUGUUGGAGGAGCGUUCUCAUUGGCUGAAGACCCUACACGGUUUAAAACGGUUCACUGCCUACUCUACCCAGACACAGACUGGUGCCCACACAAGACUCGUCACUGACCGCUGGGAUACGUACGCCUCAUCAGGAGCAGAGACCGUUUCAGAAAUCGCUUCAUACCAAAAUAAGACUUUGAGUAAAUGAGCUGGUUUGCAGCAUGGAAAUGCAUUUAAAGGCAAUAGGGAGUAAAACAUUUAGGAAAGCGAUAAGGAAUCCAAAAAUAAAAAUUUGUUAAAUGUGCUCACCUAUAAGUCGUCCAAGAUGUAAAUGAGUUUGUUUCUUCAUCAGAUUUGGAGAAAUGUAGCAUUGCAUCAAUUGUUCAUGAAUGGAUGCUCUGCAGUGAAUGGGUGCCGUCAGAAUGAGAGUCCAAACAGCUGAUUUAAAACAUCCCAAAAAAUAUGUUUGGUUUGUAAACAGUGCUUGAUCUGUGCAUAUUUCUCGCCUGAUUCAGAUGAGGUGUACUUUUCAUUUUAGUAGAAAGCAGUGUUACGGAGAAAGGGCUCGUGUUUUAGCCAGAAUUAAUGGUUUGAAUUUAAAAAUGUCUGUUUUUUUCACAAACCUGAAGCUUUUCACUUCAUAAGAUGUUAACUGAUGAACUGGAGUGGUGUGGAUUAUUGUGAUGUUUUUAUCAGCUGUUUGGACUCUCAUUCUGACGGCACCCAUUCACUGCAGAAGUGAUGCAAUGCUACAUUUCUCCAAAUCUGUUCCGAUGGAGAAAAAUAGAAAUUUAUGAGUGAACCAUUCAUUCAAGUCAUUUUUGUUUGGUACUUUCUACAUUUUUAUUGUGAAACAGGGUGGCUGUCAUUUAUUAAACACAUUUUUGUGUUGCCAUUUUUCACAUAUCGAGUCCCUGUUGUCAGAGUGUUUUGACAGGAUUGCGCUGUCUCGUAGAUUCACUGGGGGAUUUUUCAAUUAAAUGAUUCGAGAGACAUUUUUGUCAUCUUUAAAGUCCUCUUUUUUCCUUUGAAUCAAACAUGCCUGUAAGUAUGAGGAAAAACAGUAUAGAUGCAGUUUUAUAGUAUUUUGUUUUCCAGAUUUCUGCAGCAAAGCUCAUCUACUGCCAGUGCUUUUCAGCUUGUGUUCUUCUCGGUUCAUGAUUUGUGGAUCCAGACUGCACUUGCACUCAGUAUGUCUCUAGACUUUCUUUAUACAGACCAAAAAGAAAUAGUGGUAAUCAGUCCAGGUUUGAAUCAUGUAUCCACUCAUCAGCGUUGAUUUAUUUGCAUUUAAUCACCAGUGUGAGUGUGGUGACUGUUGUUUAAUAUGCUGUUCACAUGAUCCUCGUGAUAUAUGCACAAACACGUUCCUCACUGCAGGCCAGUGGUUUGCGUAAACGUGCCAAAACUACAUUAUGGCUUCUCUUUCCUUAACAGUGACAAACAUUUUGCUCUCCGUAACAAAUGCUGUUGGAGUUGACAAUUUUUUUUUUUUUUUUUUUUGCACCUCUUGUUUUCUUUAAUCUGAAGAAUUGAUUAUGAUGUAUGAUUUUCACUUUAAUAAAUGUAUUUAUUAUGCA
Molecule: messenger RNA, 2980 nt
Organism: Carassius auratus (goldfish)
Lineage: Eukaryota; Metazoa; Chordata; Actinopteri; Cypriniformes; Cyprinidae
Gene: rfng
Product: RFNG O-fucosylpeptide 3-beta-N-acetylglucosaminyltransferase
Exons: 9
Coding region: 384-1526 (380 amino acids)
Biological process (GO): pattern specification process
Cellular component (GO): Golgi membrane
Molecular function (GO): O-fucosylpeptide 3-beta-N-acetylglucosaminyltransferase activity
Source: RefSeq, a predicted model, not a curated record